AUGAUUUCUUUUCUUUUUUUAAAUUGUCAAUCUUAUUCUAGCAAAGAUGGGAUAUUUCAACAAGCAUUUCAUGAUAAAAUUAUAGUAAUAGAUGUAAGUGGAUCCUCAAAACAAUACAUAAAUGGUUCAUUCCAAUAUACAAAACCAGAAUAUUCGGUCUAUCCAUGGAAUAAAGAUUACGAUUGGUGUUCAAAUUGUGGAAAAUCGAGUAGUGAUCAUCCAUGGAUUACAUAUUCCUUGCAAUCAAAGAAAAUUAAAUUGACAGGUUACUUUGUCAGAUGCGGAUGCUGCUACGCAUCUGAGAAUUGCUGCUGCGAAGACGAAUCUACUACUUGCUUUGACUGUUGUCUGUAUUCAUGGUCAUUACAAGUUUCCGAUGACAACAAAACUUGGAAAGAAGUUCAUCGCAUUGAAAAAGAUGAAUCCAUGCGGAGAUGCAACGAGAAUACUUAUAAAUUAGACCGUGAAUAUACUACUAAGUAUGUUAGACUGAUCCAGAAUGAACCAUGCCCUGGAGAUCCUCCUUGCAUCGCAAUAAAUAAAUUUGAUUUGAUUGGUGAAGUUGUUAAUGACAAUUCACGCGAAGAAGACUUCGUUUCAUACCAUGAUGACGAUGAUGAUGUUAGUAUUAUUGGUCAUAUCUCAAAGAAUGGAAAUGUUAGAUUUAAUUAA
Molecule: messenger RNA, 672 nt
Organism: Trichomonas vaginalis G3
Lineage: Eukaryota; Parabasalia; Trichomonadida; Trichomonadidae
Exons: 1
Coding region: 1-672 (223 amino acids)
Source: RefSeq, a predicted model, not a curated record